Paramecium octaurelia is the source of this 1041-nucleotide messenger RNA. Lineage: Eukaryota; Ciliophora; Oligohymenophorea; Peniculida; Parameciidae. The record is from the annotation of a GenBank genome assembly.
AUGUUGAAAUCAAUAAUUUUUAUACAAAAGCAUUAACUGUUUGAUAUCGAAUAGAUGCAAAUUGCGCAACAAAAAAGGAUUCUAGCCAAAUAGAGUCCAUAAUCAAUUAAGUCUAAUAAGCUUAAAUUAUCAUUUCAACAAAAGAAUGUCAAACUCAUAAACAUUAAUGUCAAAACAAAACUUCGAUCUCGUUCUUUUCCAUCCUCAUUUAAUCCCUUUAAAUAUAUAGAAAUUAAGGGAAUGAAUAAGAAAUAGUCCAUUCUUAACACCCAAUCUUCCAUAGGAUCACAAAAACAACUUCGAAAACCUAGAGCUUUGAUUUUGAGUGAUAAGGACCUUGAUAAGUAAUACAAGCAGUAGAAUAAGGAGCAAUUUAAACAAAGGAGAAGAAGUUGCGAGUGCCAAUUUUGUGGACCAUUAAGCAGAUUCCAGAAGCAAUGCAUGAAUCAUGAAUUCAGGAUACAGCAUAUAGAAAAAGAACGAGAAUCACCAAUGCAUAAAUUUCAAAGAUCCAUUCGUAAACAUUAAAUUUAUGUUAUGGCACCAUAUCUAUUUGGUGUAGAAAUACCUACUGAAUCAUUGGAAUCAUCCUUUGUCAGAUAAAAUACAAUCAAAAUUGAGAAAAAAAAUACUCGAUUACUGGAUGUCAUUAAAUAAGAAGAUCCUCUUCAUAUUAACUCUUCAAAAAUCCUAGAGAGAACACCAACUAAAAAGCCUAGUUUUUUUGAAUCAUUUUUAGUCAAAUAAAAAGAAAUUAUCAGCAGUGAAAAAAGCAAAUUAAUCAAUAAAUAGUUUUCGUCAUUAUCAUAUCAUCUUCUAUCGAGAAAUGCUUACAAAUCUAUUAAACCAUUUAAAUCAUAACUUCCUUAAAUACAGACAUAGUAAUACAAAUAAGAGCCAGCCCUUUCUACAGAAAGAAGCACCUAUAAAAAGUCUGAAAAAACAAUUAAGGAACUCUACAUCAAACCAUUCAUUCAUAAAUAUUCAUCCAGAUUUAGACUGACCACUCUACCCGAUUUAAUUCCAAAUCAUAUUUUAUGA